Messenger RNA from Rotaria socialis, 1782 nucleotides. Lineage: Eukaryota; Metazoa; Rotifera; Eurotatoria; Philodinida; Philodinidae. The record is from the annotation of a GenBank genome assembly.
AUGGGCUCUGGUAAGCAUCUCAGGGCCAUCACAAUAUCCAUCUACAACGUGCGUACUCUCAAACAAACUGGAAAACUUCACCAACUCGUAUACGGAUGCAGCAAAAACAACAUCGACCUGGUAGCAAUUCAAGAACAUCGUUGGCAAACAACAGAACAAAUCAAUACGUGCUACACAAUACUCAAUGAUCAAACCUGGCGAUUUGAAUAUUCUUCAGCAACCUCAGAUGGACAUGGUGGCAUAGGUUUACUCAUAAAUCCCAGGAUGUCAGCAUUUUUCAACUCAUCAGAAAAAGUAUCAAAUCGCAUUAUGAUGGUACACUUUAAUGGAAAUCCAGCAACAACAAUCAUCAUUGCAUAUGCACCUACGGAAGACAAAAGUGAUAUCGAAAAAGACACCUUCUACAACAAUCUCCAGCAAUGUACGCUCGAUGUUCCCCCACACAACGUCCUGAUUCUUGCUGGUGAUCUCAACGCAAGAAUAGGAACCGACAGUCACACAACAAAUCCACGAACAAUUGGUAAAUACACAUACCAUCAAUUAACCGACGACAACGGCAACCGACUCAUCAACUACUGUGAAACUUGCAACAUGCGAUCAACACAAACACGGUUUCCACAUCCAAAGUCAAGAUCAUGGACCUGGCUACAUCCAAAUGGUAAAUCCAAGGCUCAAAUUGAUCACAUACUCAUAAACGGGAAAUGGUUAAACUCAAUUCGAAACGUACGCGCGUAUAACACAGUUGAAUUGAACUCCGAUCAUCGCAUUGUCAGCGCAAAAUUAUCAAUCAGCCUCCGAGCACCGAAACAAAACAAAAACAAAAGAAUCAAGUUCGACUGGAACAAACUCAAAACCAACUCAGUACUACAAGCCCAAUUCAACAUUGAAGUACAAAAUCGAUACGAAAUCCUACAGAACAUCAACACAGAUCACGACAUACAAACAAAAUAUGACAAUUUCAUAACUAGUAUACAAGACACAACAGUAAAACUCAUUGGAAAAACAACUCGGAAAAAACGGAAAAACUGGGCUUCAACCACUACUAUCGAUCUUCUGGAAAAACGAAACAGCGCCAAAUCCAAAUUCAAACAACAACCAAGCAGAGAAAAUAAAAAACAUUGGCACAUACUCAACAAACAACUCGACGAAUCGUACAACAACGACAAAAUCAAUUUCUUAGAAGAUAAACUAGAACAACUCAAACAAGCAAUGGUAUCAAAUCAUCUAAGAACUACAUGGUCCCUGAUCGACGAAAUCAGUGGAAAACGCACAAGCUACAACACAUCAAAAAUCAAACGAAAAGAUGGUACAAAAAUUAACUCAACCAACGAACUCAUGCAUGAAUGGAAAGCAUAUUUCGAAGAAUUACUUAACGCUAAAACAAACAUCAACCCAAACAACCAAGCAAUACCACCAGCUCCUGAAGACCUACCAAUCAACCAAGGUCCAAUAACUAUCAACGAAGUGGAACAAGCAAUAAAUCAAUUAAAAGACGGGAAAUCUCCUGGAAUUGACCAUUCAAUAACACCUGAAGUACUGAAAUACGGCGGUAGAUGGAUUAUGAAUCAACUUUGUAGCAUAUGCAAUGAAAUCUACAACAACCAACAAACGCCAAAACAAUUCAACACCAACAUCAUAAUACCAAUACCAAAAAAAGGCGACAAAACGCUUACAACGAACUACAGAGGCAUUAGUCUUAUGUCAGUAGCAGCAAAAACCUAUAAUCGAAUCCUGUUAAACAGAAUAAGAGAACCACUUGACUCGAUUCUAAGAGUAAAUUAG